Messenger RNA from Branchiostoma belcheri (Belcher's lancelet), 1820 nucleotides. RefSeq names its product solute carrier family 13 member 2-like. Gene Ontology annotation, molecular function: transmembrane transporter activity. The record is from RefSeq and is a predicted model, not a curated record. The transcript has 15 exons. Gene Ontology annotation, biological process: monoatomic anion transmembrane transport. Lineage: Eukaryota; Metazoa; Chordata; Leptocardii; Amphioxiformes; Branchiostomatidae. The coding region runs from base 30 to 1820 and encodes 596 amino acids. Gene Ontology annotation, cellular component: membrane.
UAGGGCGGUACAUUUAGAUUCUCUGCAAGAUGGGUUACAACGUGUUGAAAGAACUGUGGGCCUUCCGAUCGUCUGUCAUAUUUUGGUUUGUCCCAAUCGCUGCAUGUCCGCUGCCUAUAUACUUUGGUGUGGCUGAGCCGGAAUUCUACAGGGUAACAGCAUGUGCCUAUGUGGUGAUCAUCAUGGCGUUUUACUGGAUGUUCGAGGUGGUUCCUCUGGCUGUUACAGCCCUCAUCCCGCUUAUACUGUACCCUGUCAUGGGGGUACAGAAAUCUGGGGACGUCAGCAAGAACUACCUGAAGGACACCAACGUGUUGUUCCUGGGCGGCCUGAUGGUGGCAGUAGCUAUAGAACAUGUCAACCUGCACAAGAGGAUCGCGCUCAGGGUGCUGCUACUGGUUGGGUCGCAGCCAAGAUGGUUGAUGCUGGGUUUCAUGCUGGCCACGGCGUUCCUGUCUAUGUGGAUCAGUAACACGGCCACCACCGCCAUGAUGACUCCCAUAGGAGCCGCCGUGCUGGCAGAACUCUUCAAGGAGGAAGACCAACCGGCUAAAGAAGUGAAAGGGGAAAGCAAUCAAGCUGUUGAGCUGGACACCAUUGAUGUGGAGGACAUGCCACCUGAGUAUGACAGUUUAGCAGCAGAGAAUGGUGACGCUAUAACACCAGAUCAAGAGAAAGAAAUGCCUGUAGUGAUAACCGAGAAGGAAUCGUCUCGUCGCAAGUCUGUCCAGAAAGGAAUGAUGCUGUGUAUCGCCUACGCAGCCAACAUCGGAGGAACAGCCACUCUUACUGGCACACCACCAAACCUUAUUGUCUCUGAACAGAUGGAAAUAAUCUUUCCUGACAGUCCUGGGAUAGAUUUCGCCACCUGGUUUUUCUUCGCGGCUCCUGGGAUGGUCAUCACUUUGUUCCUGGCCUGGUUGUGGCUCAGUAGUAUUUAUGUCGGCUGCAGCUGUGCCGGAGACUGCGCCUGCUGUGGUCAGAAGAAGAGAGGCGGUGCAGAAGACGUCAUCAGGAAAGCCUACAACGAACUUGGACCCAUCUCGUUCGCAGAGGGGGCUGUGAUCUUCCACUUCGUUCUCCUGGUCUUCCUGUGGUUCUUCCGGGACUUGAAAUUUGUGGAUCUGGGAAAGAAGCAGGCUGGUUGGACAUAUUUCUUCACUCCGGGAUACGUCACUGAUGCCACUGCCACUAUGAUGGUAGCUUUUGCCCUGUUCGUGUUCCCGUCCCGACCGCCAAGGUUCCUCUGCUGUCGCAGCAAAGACGAUGAAGAGAAGCCCGGUCCGGUACCAGGCCUGCUAGACUGGCCGACCGUUCACACCAAGAUGCCGUGGCACAUCGUGCUGCUGCUCGGGGGCGGAUUCGCACUGGCUGACGGGGUAGAGAAAUCUGGCCUGUCAGCUUGGCUGGGGCAGCAGUUCAGCAAACUUGCAGGAAUCGAGGGAUGGACCAUGUGUCUGAUUGUGUGCAUCGGAGUAGCCGCUUUCACAGAGGUGGCCAGCAAUGUCACAGCUACAAGCAUCUUCAUUCCCAUCCUGGCGCAAAUGGCGAGAGGAGUUUGUGUGAACCCGUACUUCCUGAUGGUCCCAGCAGGCAUUGCGGCCUCCUUUGCCUUCAUGUUGCCCGUGGCAACGCCGCCGAAUGCCAUCGUUUUCUCAUACGGAGGGAUAAAAGUGUCCGACAUGGUAAAGACUGGAUUCCUGAUGAACUUGACAAGCCUGCUGGUUCUCAUGGUCAUGAUCAACACCCUGGGAGUUCCCAUCUAUGACAUCAACACCUUCCCCUCAUGGGCUAAUGAUACUUCCACACCCUGUUUUUAA